This is a messenger RNA of Vicia villosa (hairy vetch), 2943 nucleotides long. RefSeq names its product casein kinase 1-like protein HD16. Bases 479 to 2608 code for a protein of 709 amino acids. The transcript is spliced from 17 exons. The record is from RefSeq and is a predicted model, not a curated record. Gene Ontology annotation, biological process: signal transduction; endocytosis; peptidyl-serine phosphorylation. Gene Ontology annotation, molecular function: ATP binding; protein serine/threonine kinase activity. Gene Ontology annotation, cellular component: nucleus; cytoplasm. NCBI's taxonomy places the organism in Eukaryota, Viridiplantae, Streptophyta, Magnoliopsida, Fabales, Fabaceae.
CACACACGUACACAACCAACAACAACAGCAAUAAACUCACCAUUACAUUACCGCAUUCUCUCCGUAGAGCGAAAAUUAAAAAUAAAAAAGAAACAAAAAGAGAGAGAAACCAUUAUAUAACAAAAACCGAUUAUAUCUAAUAUCUUCUUCUUCUUCUUCUUCCCAACCGCUCUUUUCUUCUUCCUCUUCUCACAAACCCUAAUUUCAUUCGUCGUUCAUCGUUCAUCGCGAUGCUUUCUUCCUCGUAGUUUCUUUACUUUCCUUUCACAGUAACCAACUCUUCCAAUUUUUUCACCAUUACGCAUUUGUUCUUUUUUUUUGUUCUCUUACUGAUUCUUCCACGAUCGUUGCUUUCGUCGCGUUCUCUUUUGUUUCGUUCGUCAAUCGUUUCCCGAUCCUUCUCGUUUUGCAGCUAUACGUCUCGAUCUAGUCUGUUUUUGGGGUCUAUAAGGUGGGCUAUGAUUUGAAUGGGGAGAGGAUGCCAGAGUUGAGAAGUGGAGCUAGAAGGUCAAAGCGACUUGGAGAUCUUCAGCCUGGUCCUGUACCUGUUGACCAAGGAGAAAAUUGGGCACAGCCUGAACCGAACAGAGGUAGGAGGAGAGUUGGUGGUGGAAGAGGAAGAGGUGGUAAUGCUACAGGUUUAGGUAAAGGGUCUUCACCAGCUGUUCCCACUAGGCGACCUGCAGCUGGUAGAGGCCGCGGAGCAAGAUUGAUUGAUUUGGAUCCUGAACCUUGUGAGGUCCUUCCUGAACCUGUUGCAUUAAGGGCUCAGGAACCUGUUUACAAUCACUUAGAGGUGGUAGCUAAUAAUAACAUUGUAAUGGAGGGUGGAAGUGGUGAUAAAGUGGCAGCAGCCGCCGAAGAAGAGGCAACCACAACCCCUGUCCCCGAGAGGGUACAAGUUGGUAACUCUCCUGUAUAUAAGACAGAAAGGAAGUUGGGUAAGGGUGGUUUUGGCCAAGUGUAUGUUGGCAGAAGGGUUAGCGGUGGCUCUGAUCGAACAGGUCCUGAUGCUAUCGAGGUUGCACUCAAGUUUGAGCAUAGAAACAGUAAAGGCUGUAAUUAUGGGCCUCCUUAUGAGUGGCAAGUUUACAGUACUCUGAAUGGUUGUUAUGGCGUUCCCUGGGUUCAUUACAAGGGUCGACAAGGAGAUUUCUACAUUUUGGUGAUGGACAUACUUGGGCCCAGCCUUUGGGACGUAUGGAAUUCUCUUGGUCAAUCGAUGUCGCCAAGUAUGGCUGCUUGUAUUGCAGUUGAGGCAAUAUCAAUUCUUGAGAAGCUCCAUAUGAAAGGGUUUGUGCAUGGAGAUGUAAAACCGGAAAACUUUUUGCUUGGUCAACCUGGAACUGCUGAUGAUAAGAAGUUGUAUCUUAUUGAUCUUGGUUUAGCUUCGAAGUGGAAGGAUGCAUCAUCUGGUCAACACGUUGAAUAUGACCAGAGACCUGAUAUAUUCAGGGGAACAAUAAGGUAUGCUAGUGUACAUGCACAUUUAGGUAGGACUGGCAGUCGAAGGGAUGAUCUUGAGUCACUGGCAUACACCUUAAUAUUUCUCAUAAAAGGGAGAUUGCCGUGGCAGGGUUAUCAGGGUGACAAUAAAAGUUUUCUUGUUUGUAAGAAAAAAAUGUCCACUUCUGCUGAGUUGAUGUGCUGCUUUUGUCCCGCUCCAUUUAAGCUGUUCCUGGAAGCAGUUACGAACAUGAAAUUUGACGAGGAGCCAAAUUAUUCCAAGCUCAUAUCACUUUUUGACAGCUUGAUCGAACCAUGCACUCCAUUGAGACCUAUUAGAAUUGAUGGAGCUUUAAAGGUUGGUCAAAAGCGAGGAAGAAUGCUUAUAAAUCUGGAGGAAGAUGAGCAGCCUAAGAAAAAAGUGCGAUUGGGGAGUCCUGCUACUCAGUGGAUAUCAGUGUAUAAUGCACGCCGUCCCAUGAAGCAAAGAUAUCAUUAUAACGUAGCGGACAAUAGGCUCGGGCAGCAUGUAGACAAGGGUAUUGAGGAUGGGUUGUACAUAAGCUGUGUGGCCUCUUCAGCAAAUUUGUGGGCGUUAAUCAUGGAUGCGGGAACAGGUUUUUCUUCCCAAGUUUACGAGCUAUCACCUGUCUUCCUGCACAAGGAUUGGAUUAUGGAGCAAUGGGAAAAAAAUUACUAUAUCAGUUCAAUAGCUGGUGCAGUUAAUGGAAGUUCCUUGGUUGUCAUGUCCAAAGGAACUCCUUAUACACAGCAGUCCUACAAAGUGAGCGAUUCUUUUCCUUUCAAAUGGAUAAACAAGAAGUGGAAAGAAGGAUUCCAUGUUACCUCCAUGACUACUGCUGGCAGCCGCUGGGGUGUUGUAAUGUCCAGGAAUGCUGGGUAUUCUGAGCAGGUUGUGGAGCUUGACUUUUUGUAUCCAAGUGAAGGAAUUCAUCGACGAUGGGAGAAUAAUUUCCGGAUUACUUCUAUGGCUGCUACUAAUGAUCAGGCAGCCUUCAUACUGAGCAUACCAAAACGCAAAUUACUUGAUGAAACUCAAGAGACUCUGAGAACAUCUGCUUUUCCUAGCACCCAUGUAAAGGAAAAAUGGGCCAAGAAUCUCUAUAUUGCCUCAAUAUGUUAUGGGCGAACUGUUUGCUAGCUUCUGCAGUGAAUGAUUUGCUAUAUCCUUUUGGAAAGAUGGGAGGAUUUACGCUAUUAAAGUUGGGGAUGGGGUGGGUAGGUUUGAUUUUACCCCCAAACUCAGUCACUGCCCAAAAGUUUUCCCAUAUAAAAAAUUGCGUUAUAAUUGUAUAAAAAAGAAAAGGGUAAAUGAGAAACAGAAGCGAUCUAUGCCGUGAGAUCAUGUUCAAUGGGAGCAAUGAUUUGUUGAAUAGUAUAACAUGUUAAAGGGGCUGGCUAGUUUGGCCAUGUUUCAUGGUUGCGCGUUAAAAAAAUUAUUACGAUUUUGUUUGUAAUGACAUAAAUUUUUACCAA